This is a messenger RNA of Staurois parvus, 389 nucleotides long. Lineage: Eukaryota; Metazoa; Chordata; Amphibia; Anura; Ranidae. The record is from the annotation of a GenBank genome assembly.
AUGGUAGCUAAUCAGCUUCUAAUUUCAACUUUGGCAAUAAAACCUGGAAGCUGAUUGGUUUCUAUGCAGAGCUGCACCAGAUUUUGCACUCUCCAGUUUUAGUAAAUAGCCCCAAUUUGUCAUUUUAACCUCCCUAGCGGUAUUCCCGAGUGUAGCUCGGGGUAAAAUGUCAGUACCAAAAGCGGUAACCCCGAGCUACACUCGGGCUUACCAUGCGGCGAUGCAUAGGGAUUCCCUGCAGAGCUUACCUUGUCCUGCGUUCUCGCGAUGUGUCCCCUGCAGCAAACCCGGCAAUCUCCUAGGCCGAUGCCGGCAUCCGGCUUCUGUGUUCCGGUCCCUGUGACGUCAGGACGUACGAGCGCCGGCGGGAAAUUUGAAAAUUUUAAAAA